Aureococcus anophagefferens is the source of this 6852-nucleotide messenger RNA. RefSeq lists its product as hypothetical. The record is from RefSeq and is a predicted model, not a curated record. Lineage: Eukaryota; Pelagophyceae; Pelagomonadales; Pelagomonadaceae. The transcript has 4 exons. Gene Ontology annotation, biological process: intracellular protein transport; vesicle-mediated transport. Gene Ontology annotation, molecular function: protein binding. Gene Ontology annotation, cellular component: clathrin adaptor complex; membrane coat. Bases 1 to 6852 code for a protein of 2283 amino acids.
AUGGCCCGCGGCGACCUCGCGGCCGCGAGCGACCUGGCCCGGCGGGAGGUCGUCGCCGCGUCGAGCUACGCCGGCCCCUUGCUCGCCCUCGUGGACAUGCUCCUCGCCGCCGGCGCAACCGCCGCGCUUUUCUACACGAUCUGGCGCUCACGAACGCCGGCGCGGCGAAUGACGGCCGCGAUCAUCAUCUUCGCGCUCGCGCCCACGAUCGCGCUGAGCCCGAGCGCCGCGCCCACAAUCACGCCAACACCACCGGCGCUCUCCCCGGCACCGACGGCGACCCGCGCGCCCAGCCACGCCCCGACGACGCGCCACCCGUUCUGGGCCCCCUUCGACGCCCGCGACGCGCCGACGCCGGCGCCGACCCUGGAGCUGACGCCCGCGCCGAGCGCGUUCGCCAACUCGUCCGCGGCGCCGACGGCCGGCCUCGGCUGCGCGCCCAAGUGGCUCGGCGUCUGCCGCGUGUCCACGGCGCGGGGCGAGGACGUCGACGGCGAGUGCUGCGCGCGCGAGGAGGUGGCGUCCUGCGCCGAGGGCUUCCGCUACGACCGCGACCAGGCGUCGAAGUCGUGCGGGAAAGUUCGCUGCGCGCGGCAGACGUGCUGCGUCUACUGCCUCCCGGGCCAGCCCUGCCCGCGCCACAGCGACAAAUACGGCGACGACGCGCGCUGCUCCGACAUCGUCGGCUUCGUGCUGCUGGUCGUCGUGCUCAUGAUCGGGCUGUGCUUCUGCGCGUUCGCCUUCGGCUGCACCGUUGCGACGUCGUCCUGGCGGCGGCCGCCGGGCCACCGCGUCGCGCUGGAGCAGGUCCUCGUGGGCGACCCGGCGCCGCGGCCCGUCGUCGUCGAGGGCCGCGGCCUCGACAGCGAGGUCGAGAUGGCGGGCGCGGUCGUCGUCGCCGACGACGACGCGCGCGACGAGGCGCCCGUCGCCCGCGCGACCUUCGUCCCCGCGGCCGCCCACGUCCUUGUGAACGUCGAGCGGCGCCCCGCGCCGCGCGACGAAGCGACGAUGGGCACCCGCGUCCACAACCUCGAGGCGGAGCUGUUCAAGCGGGAGAAGGGCCCGCUGGGGUCCAAGUGGGCUAGAAAGCUCGUCGUCGUCGACGGCGCGAAGCGCACGAUUCGCUACCACAAGCCCAACGAGGACAAGCGCAAGACGCCGCGGAAGAUCUUUCGCCUCGCGAACAUGUCCCUCGUGCCCAGCGCGUCGGGCCCGAAGAACGCGCCGGCGGCCUUCGCGCUCACGUGCUCGGAGACGGGCUACGCGCUCGUGCUCGCGUGCGAGCUCGGCGCGGAGCAGCACCGCGCGUGGUGCACGCUGCUCGCGCCGCUCUGCGCCGGCGGGAGCAAGAUGCCGCCGCCGCCGGGCGCGCCCGCCGUCGCGCCGCCGCCGGCCGUCGCCGCGGCGACGCCGCCGAAGCCCGAACCGCCGCGGCGGGCCGCGCCGCACGAGGAUUUGAGCUUGUUGGCGUCGCGGUUCCCGGGCCUCGACGCGGCGGCCGUCGGCCGCGCCUACGAGUCGACGCACGGCGACGUCGACAAGGCGACGCGCGUGUUGGCGUCCCUCGAGGCCGCGCCGAAGGACGCGCCGCCGCCCCCCAAAACGGUGGACGUGGAAGCGACGUUUCUCGAGGGCGAGCCGCUCGGCAUCCAGCUGCGCCUCCUGCCGUCCGUCGACGGGUCGCGGAAGAUUGUGGUAUUGACGGUGAAGCCGACGUGCCCCGCGCGCGACGUAGUCGCGCCGGGCGACGCGCUCACGGGCAUCCGCGGCGAGCCCAUCGAGACGCCGACGGCCGAGAGCUUCCGGCUCGUGACGACGCGCCUCGCGCGCGCGGCGCGGCCGCUGACGCUCACGUUCUCGCGCCUCGUGGACCACGACGACGCCGAGGCCGAGGAGCGGCUCGAGUCGAAGUACGGCGCGGAGGCGCCGACGGCCGACGAGGACGACCUCUCCGAGUCGUCGGGCGAGGAGGACGACGACGACGACGAGGAGGACGAAGAAGAAGAGGAGGAGUCGGAGGACGACCCGGACCAGUGCGGGUCCUUCGGCGAGGACGAGGAGACGAAGGACGCGGCGUCGGCGCUGGACCGCACGCAGGAGCUCGAGCUGCUCGAGGCGACGUUCCGCGCCGCGCCUCUCGGCUUCAAGCUCGUGCUCGCGCGCUACGCGUCGGGCCGCCUCGCGCUGCAGCUCAACGAGAUCGGCGGCGACUGCGGCUGCUUCAAGCAGUUGCAGGUCUUCGACGAGGUCACGCACGUCGACGGCGCCGCGCUGCCGGCGGACGCGGCGGCCGCGUUCCGCGAGGCGUCCGGGCGGCUGAGCGACGCCGUCGCGCGCGGCGCCUUUCCGUUGACGCUGUCGCUGGCGCGGCGGCCGUCGGUGCUGUCCGUCGACUUCGACGACGAGAAGCCGCUGGGUUUGCUGUUACGGCUGACGUCCGCGUCCGGGCGCCGCGCGGUCGUCGUGCACCAGGUCCGGGGCGACGACGGCGCGCCCGCGGCCGCGCUGCAGCCCAACGACGACCAGCUCGUCGCCGUCCACGGGCGGCUGCUGCCCCGGGACUGCACGAAGGAGGUCUUCGAGGACAUGAUGAAGGCGCUGAAGAAGGCGCCGCGGCCGCUGCGGCUCACGUUCUGGCGCGCGUCGUUGGGCGGCGCGGACGUGCUGUCGGGCGAGGCCGUCGAGGAGGAGGCGCUGCUCGAGACCAUGGACGGGUCCGUCCAGGAUUCCCUGGACGCCGCGGCGGCGGCCCAGGACUCGCUCCAGGACAUCGCCCAGGGCAUCGCCAAGGCCGAGCGCCUCGCGACGGAGGCGCGCGCCGCCGAGGCCGUCCGCGGCGCGGCGGACGAGUACGACGACAUGCACCACCAGGACGGCGCGACGCCCCUCGGCCGGCCGGGCGCGGCGAGCGACGGCGAGGCCGAGGCGAGCGACGACGACGCGGGGGAGCCGGAGGAGCCGGAGGAGGAGGCUCCCGAGGACGAGGCGCCCGAGGAGCCGGAGGAGGCGCCGGAGGAGGACUCCCCGGAAAAGGCGCCGGAGGAGGAAGCGCCCGUGGAGCCCGCGAGCAAGCUCGGCGCCUUCCUCGCGCAGACGCCGGCGAACGACGGGUCCGCGGCGCCGUCGAAGCUCUCGGCGUUCCUCGCGGCCGCGCCCGCGCCCGCGCCCGAGCCGGAGCCCGAACCCGAGGAGCCCGCCGCCGUCGAGGCGCCCGCGGAGCCCGUCGAGGAGCCCGCGGGCAAGAGCCUGCUCGAGCGCGCGCGCGCGGUCGCCGCCGCCGAGGAGGCCGCGCCCGCGCCCGCGCCGCCGCCCGCGGCGGCGCCGGCGGAGAACAAGCUCGCGGCCUUUGUGGCCGCGACGCCAAAGGCGGAGGAGCCGACGCCCCGGGCGCUGACGCGCAAGUCCAUGAGCAAGCUCGCGGCCUUCGUCGCCGGCGUCGACCCGCCGGCGGACGACCCGGAGCCCGCGGCGCCCGCGCCCGCGCCCGAGCCCGAGCCGCCGGCGCCCGCGCCGGCGAGCGCGGACCCGUGCCGGUCCUCCGGCGGCAUCAAGGAGCGGCUCGCGGCCAUCGAGGCGCGGGAGCAGGCGGCCUUCUCCGCGCCGCCGCCGGCGAGCGAGCCCCGGGCCGUGGGCAGGCUCCGGCCGGCAAAGGACGAGCCGUCGGACGACGAGGCGGCGCCGCCGCCGCCCGAGGCGGCCGCGCCGGCGCCGCCGCCGCCGCCGGCCGAGCCCGAGCCGUCGCCCAUGGUCGAGCUCGGGAAGCGCGCCCUCGACCGGCUCCAGAGCCGCGGCGAGGAGCCGUCGACGGCGCUCGAGAUGGAGGCGCUCCGCGCGGAGCUCGAGCGGUCGACGCGCGAGCUCGCGCGGGCCAAGGAGGAGAAGGACAACGUCGCCCGCGAGCUCGAGGAGGUCGCCGAGGACGCGCGCCACUACCGGAGCCGCCUCGGCGAGGCGGAGCGCGCGUCGCGCGCGUCCGUCGACGCCGCGCGCGCGGAGGAGCGCGCGUCGACGCGCGCGCGCGACGAGCUGGCGAGUGUCCUCGAGCGCGAGCGCGAGGAGGCCGCCGCGGCGCGGGCGACGGCCAAGAUCGCCGAGGAGGCGAAGGCGCGGCUCGAGGCCGACGCGACGGCGCGCGAGGCCCGGCUCGUCGCCGAACUCGACGCGGCGCGCGAGUGUCGGGCGGCGGCGGCGCCGCCGCCGGUCGAGGACGGCGCCGCGGCGGCGCUCGUGGACCGCUACGUCGCGGGCGAGCUCGCCGGCGUGGACCUGGCCCACGCGGCGCUCUGCGUCGCGGCGCCGCCGAGCCGCGCGGCGCUGACGCGCGCGUGCCUCGCGCGCGCGCCGAGCGCGAGCGCGGGCCGCUGGUGCGCGCCGGACGCCUGCGGCGCGGCGCUCGCCGCGCUGGGCCCCGGCGACGCCGAGGACGAGGCCGGCGCGGCGCCCGGGUCGUGGGUCGACGCGCUCGACGCGGUGACGACGUGGUGCGCCGCGCGGUCCUUCCCCGUGCUCCGGGGCACGCCGCUCCUCGUGGCGCUCUUCGACGCGUUGGCGGGCGUCGCGCCGCCGGCGGCCUUCCUCGCCUGGCGCCGCGGCGCCGCGGACCGGUCGACGGCCAAGGGCGACCUCCGCGCGGACGUCGCGUCCGUGGCCCUGCGGCACACGGACGCCUGGUUCGACCGCCCCAUCGAGGCGCCCGUGCUGUCGCCGCCGGCCAAGGCGCUGCCCUGGACCUUCGGGUCCGCGACGGGCGCGCGGACCGUCGCGGUGCCGCUCGGCUUGGACGACGCGGAGCAGUUCGCGUCGCCGCUGUCGCCGCGGCCCGCGGACGACGGCGAGCUCGAGCUCGCCGGCGAGCUCGCCUACGCCUGCGGCGCCGGCGCGCCUCUGGAUAGACGCGGCGCGGCGCUCGCCAAGGUCGCCGCGUCCGCGGCGCCGCGGCCGCGCGGCGCGCGCGUGCUCAGCGCGCUCCUCCGGAACCUGCCCGCGGCCGUCGUCUUCGACGCCGACGCGCCCUGGGCGGCCCCGGGCGCCGCCGGCGCGGCGCUCGAGGCGCUGCUCGAGUUCGACGUCGCGGAGCAGGCCGCGGCCGUCGGGGCCGUCGUCGCGCACUUCCGCGUCCACGGGAGAGCCGCGUGCCUCAACGACGCGCUGCGCAAGCUCGUCGAUUUAGAUGUGCUCGAGUCGAGCGGGCUCGCGGCCUGGCGCGCGGCGGCGCUCGAGGCCCGCGACGGCCCGCCGGGCCCGCGGUCCGCGGCGGCGGCCGACGCGCUGCAGGCGACGGAGCGGCUCUUCGACUGGCUCGACGGGCGCGACGACGAGGACCUCGACGACGACGUCGACGACGACGAGGAGGAAGACCACGGGAGCGUCGCCGAGGCGCCGCGCGCGCCCCUGGACGCGUCGCCCGCGGCCGAGAGCGAGAGCGAGGACGGCUACGCGACGGCAAGGAACCGCGCCGUGGAGACGGACGACGACGGCUUCCCCCGGCUCCCGCCGUCGUCGGGCCCGGCGCGCACGCCCCGGAGCCGGCGGCCGCCGCGGUCCGACGACGAGCUGCUCAAGACGGCGACGGCCGCGCGCGACGAGGCCAAGACGGCGCACGACGAGGCCGCGGACGCGACGGCGCGCGCCGAGCGCGCGGAGCGGUGCGCGCGCGACGCCGCGGCGGCGUCCGAGGCGACGGCGGCGCGGCUCGAGGCCAUGGUCGCGGAGCGCGGCGCCCACUCCGAGGCGCUGCGCCUCGACCGCGACGCGUACGUGGCGUCGUUGGAGGCGCGGCUCCGCGCCGCCGAGGCGAAGAUGGCCGCGCCGCCGCCGCCGCCGCCGGCGGAGCCCGAGGAGGAGACGCCCGAGGAGGUCGCGGAGCUGCCCGCGGACGUGAUGCCCGCGGACGCGGCCGACGAGCCCGCGGCGCCGCCCUCCGACGACGACACGACGGCCGAGCAUCCGCCCGAGGCGUCGGGCUCGCCGCGGGCCCGGGUCCUCGGCCUGCCGGCGUCGGCCCAGCCCAAGCUCCGCGAGCGCUUCCUGCGGCUGCUCUGCGCGGCGUCGGGCGCGCUGCUCGAGGACGACGACUGCCUCGUGCGCGUGGCCGUCGAGCACGCGUACGAGGGCGCGCGCGGAAGAGUGAGGGUGGAAGUGGCGAACGCGUCCUCGUCCCCGAUCCGCGACCUCCGCGUCGACGUCUUCGCCGACGACGGCCGCGACGCCGGCGAGGCGCCGAAGUUGAGCGUGGGCAUCACGACGGACGGCGGCGGCGCGGCCGAGCUCGCGCCCGGCGCGCGCGUCGUCGCGCGCGUCUCCGCGACGUGCCGGAGCCCCUUCGUCGUGCCCCCCGAGCUCGCCGUGCGCUUCGAGACGCGCGACGCGGCCGGCGAGGUCACGCGCCACGCCUACGCGCUGCGGUUGCCCGUCGCGGCGACGUGCUUCGCGGCGCCGGACGGCUUCAACGCGCGCGACGUCAAGGCGUUCCGCGCGCGCUGGGACGACGUCGGCGCCGUCGGCGGCACGGAGCACCAGAUCGUCGUGUCGUCGCGGUCCCCCGUCGACGACAAGAUGCUCGACGACCUGCGCACGCGCGUCGUCGCGGACGCGCUCAAGGGCGCGCCCGUGAAGCACGCGGACGUGUCGCCGUUCACGAUCACGGCCGCGUCCGUCGUCCACGCGACGUCGGGGCCCGUGGACGUGCUGCUGCGCCUCGAGGCCAACGCCGCCGCGCGCGCCUUCCGCAUCACCGUGCGCUCGCCGUCGCCGGACGCGGCCGCGGCCUUCAAGAACGUGCUCCAGGCCCUGCUGACCUCCUACUACAUCAUUUACGUGCGACGAAGGGUUCGAAGCGCGCGCGUCUAG